Messenger RNA from Microthlaspi erraticum, 1257 nucleotides. NCBI's taxonomy places the organism in Eukaryota, Viridiplantae, Streptophyta, Magnoliopsida, Brassicales, Brassicaceae. The record is from the annotation of a GenBank genome assembly.
AUGUCAUUUUCAAACAUUCUCGCCAUGAAGAAACGUCGGAGGAACAACCUCUCAACCUCCAAGAAAGAGCCUCGCCUAACCAUCCCUCCAGUGAAUGGGUUAAGAGAGAACUCGGGAUCAAUCCCAACAGAUCUCCUCGUGGAGAUACUUUCAAGAGUGCCUGCGAAAUCAAUAGCGAGGUUCCGCUGCGUGUCAAAGGAUUGGUGUUCCAUUCUCCGCCGUCCAGAUUUCACCAACCACUUCUCCACCAUGUCUUCAGCUCGUCCGCGUCUCCUUUUCACUUUCCAAGCUGAUGGUAAGUGGUCUUUCUUCUCGACACCUCACUCUCCCGAUCCAGACCAGAACUCGUCUCCUCUAGUUGUCGAUAGUUACACCCAUGUCCUUAGUAAUAGUUCCUUUGGCGUUUGUCGUCCUGUCUGUGGAUUGGUCUGUAGUAAAGACGAGGGGCUUUUAAGUGGGAAGAGGGGUCCAUGUUUGUGGAUAUGUAACCCUAGUGUAGGUCUGUCCAAACCUUUACCCAAUGUGAGAACGAGGAGGUCUAGGAUUCACACCUUUACUGGUUAUGAUCCAAUCGAGAAAACAUUUAAGGUGUUGGGCAUGACAUCUUCUGCGAAGCCAUUGCUUCACAAAACGGAAGAACACCAAGUUCUCACAUUAGGAAGGGGAAAACCGAAAUGGAGAAAGAUUGCUUGUCCUGUAACCCAUAUGCCUCAAUACAGUAGUGAGAUAUGCAUAGACGGGGUUAUAUAUUAUUUAGCUGAGGAUGAAGUGUCUCUGGACGCUUGCAUGCUGGUAUGUUUUGAUGUCAAGUCUGAGACAUUCAAGUUCAUGAUCAACGAAGAACUCAAGGAUUUAGGUAGCUCAUCAACUCUGAUAGACUACAAGGGAAAAGUAGGUGUACUUUGUGGACCUUACAGUUUUCUGAGUGCAAGAAUUAAGAGCAUUGAGUUGUGGGUUAUAGACGAUAUUGAGAAACAGAAAUGGUCGAGACGUGUUCUCAUAUUGCCGCCGCUUUGGAGAGAUGUACUUGCGGGGACUGCUGUUUGCAUUAUGGGAAUGAUUGGAACAAGUGAAGUUGUGUUUUCUCCUAGGUUCAUGUCCAGCAGCCCUUUCUACAUCUUCUACUACAAUAUCGAGAAGAAGACUUUCAGGAGAGUUGAGAUCCAAGGGAUUGGACCCUUUAAAGGUCAAAGUGUUUACUCGUUUAUCAACCAUGUCGAGAAUGUGAAGCCGUAUGAGUUCUUGUCUUCGACUUAA